AUGGAAUGGAAAUGGAGUGCGACGAGUGGCCAAGUGGUUGCCGGUGGAAAUAAAGAAGGAAGUGGGACUCAUCAAUUGUCUCACCCAGCAGAUGUGAUUGUCGACAAAGAGACAGAUAGUCUCAUCAUAUGCGAUAAUUCGAAUAGAAGAGUGGUUCGAUGGCCUCGUCGAAAUGGAACAAAUGGAGAAACAAUCAUAUCCAACAUCUCUUGUAUUGGUUUGACAAUGGACGAGAAUGGAUCUCUUUAUGUCGUUGACGAUGGAAAACAUGAAGUGAGACGAUAUCGAAGAGAAGAAUCGGAAGGAACAGUGGUUGCAGGUGGCAAUGGAAAUGGAAAUCGUCUCGAUCAACUCUAUGAACCACGAUACGUAUUCGUCGAUCGAGAUCAAUCAGUCUAUGUAUCUGAACGGGGAAAUCAUCGUGUGAUGAAAUGGAUGAAAGGUGCAAAACAAGGCAUUGUCGUGGCUGGUGGUCAAGGACAAGGAAAUGGUCUUACACAAUUGUCAAAUCCUCGAGGAGUCGUUGUCGAUCAAUUGGGCACUGUCUAUGUGACUGAUCAAUGGAAUGAUCGAAUCAUGCGUUGGCCCAAAGGAGCCACACAGGGAAGUGUCAUUGUUGGUGGAAACGGUCGAGGAGGACAAUCGAAUCAACUGUGGGGGCCCAUCGGUUUGUCAUUCGAUCGACACGGCAAUCUCUAUGCCGUCGAUUGGGGAAAUCAUCGAGUACAAAAAUUCAAUAUCGAAUCCAAUAAAUAA
Rotaria sp. Silwood1 is the source of this 756-nucleotide messenger RNA. The record is from the annotation of a GenBank genome assembly. Lineage: Eukaryota; Metazoa; Rotifera; Eurotatoria; Philodinida; Philodinidae.